AUGCUUGGCUAUCUUCUUGGAGGUACAUCUGUAGGUUUUUUAUCCUUCUAAGCAUAUAAAAAGAGGCAGGCAAAAAAGAAGGCUGAUGAAAUUAGCGAAUAAGUAUAAGAAAAUAUUCUCUCUCCACAUGAAUGGAGUGAAGGAGAAGAUGUUUACUUUCUCCAAAGUUAGCUUUUUAGUAAAUAGUUGGAAGCUAAUAACAUCUCGGAUUACUAAAGGAAACCUUACUUCUAGAAAACGAGAGAGAUUAUUUCAAAGACAUUCUUGUAGUUUAAAACAAACUAAAUGAAUCUAUUCUAAAAAAAAACUAAUGAAAAUAAUAGCAUGUAAGAUCAAAAUCAUAUUCUUAAUGAUUAAAAGGAAUUAGGAGAAGAUUAAAAGUCAAAAAACCAAACCGAAAACCUGAUGGAACAAACAAUAAGGUCAACCGGUUUGUAAAAUAUUUACUUGAAGUUUUUGCAUAGCUAUAAGAAAAAAAAUGAUGAGAAGUAACUUGAGUAGUUUAAAAAAUAAAUUAUUUCUCCUAGCUAAACAAGAAAAGAGUCAAGUCCUUAAAAAAUAAAAAGAUCGCCUUCUCCUAAGUCAUCUCCAAACCAUUUAGCCACUUUUGAGGAGAAUGACUUGAUAUCGAAAUAAAAUUCUCUUUUUUCAUAUAUAGAAGGUUCAUAAUAACAUGAAGUAGACAAUAACAAUCAAGUAUUGAUCCCUAUAAAACAGUUUGAAAAUAACUUUAAUGAAUCUAAAAUUGGAAAAAAAUCGAUUCUAUAUACUGAAUAUAAAGGAAAUAAGCCUUCUGAAGCUCUUAAAGAGUUUCUCAGUAAGUGUGAGAAACAUUUACCUAUUAAAAAUGCCAUGAUAAUUAGUUAUUACUUUGGUUAAGGAGAUCCUACCUCUUACGUAAUUGCUGUUGAAUAUAACCCUGCGGAGAAUGAUGCAUUAUCAAAUAUUUAUAGCCAAAUAGAUGGAGCAAAAAAAGCCGAGUUAAAAAAAACUGAUGCUUUUAAAUUUGAUUAUAACCUAUAAAAAUAAAACUAUAGCAUGGAUUCUUAGACAAAAGAGCACAAAAUUUAACUAAACAACUGGCUUGAAUUUGGUGCUAACUAAAAUUUAAGAAAUAUUUUAGAGCAAGAAAUAGAAAGUAAGAUUCAUAUCAGUGGCGUGAGACAAAUGAAAUAUAUAGAAGUAUUCUCUUUAGAUGAAAAUAAAAAUAUAACAAGCUAUCAAGUUUAAGUCCCAUAUGGGUAAAACGAAUCUGCUUAUGAUUUGAGAUCUAAAAGUUAAGCCCAAGAUAUUUAGUAUCAUGACUCUUUCAGACAAUAUGAUAUAUACUCUAAUAAGGCUUAAUGA
Messenger RNA from Tetrahymena thermophila SB210, 1347 nucleotides. RefSeq lists its product as hypothetical. NCBI's taxonomy places the organism in Eukaryota, Ciliophora, Oligohymenophorea, Hymenostomatida, Tetrahymenidae. The transcript has 2 exons. The record is from RefSeq and is a predicted model, not a curated record.